Messenger RNA from Cucurbita pepo subsp. pepo (vegetable marrow), 1854 nucleotides. RefSeq lists its product as uncharacterized. Lineage: Eukaryota; Viridiplantae; Streptophyta; Magnoliopsida; Cucurbitales; Cucurbitaceae. The record is from RefSeq and is a predicted model, not a curated record.
GCUUCAAAUCCUCCAUUUUCGACCUUCAAAGGAACGAGAAAGACGGAUCGGUAAUGGCCAUGGAGGAGGGGGAAAGAACCCUAACCAACCAAAUUCCGCUCAUACGAUCUUCAUCAUUCCAACGCGAUUAUAACAGCAUCGAUCAACCACAACGAAAAACUGACCUCUCCGCUUUGAUUUGCUUUCUUCUUUGCUCUCGAUCUCUCCCUCUUCAUUGUUAAAGCGGGAGAGAUCCAAUUUUUCCUUCCUGUUCUCCGCUGCCUGUUCUUCUCCAUUUUGCCUCCAGUCGCCGACGUUCAUCGCCUCAACCAUGGGCUGCGGAGAGUCGAAACUUGCUGUGGCCACCGCCGAUGGUAGCCUCCCCCGCAAGAAAUCUAGUGCCAGCCGAACCAAGAGCAGUCGCAAAGCCGUCGAUGGAUCGAAGAGCGGCGCCGAUUUACCUGUGGCUGAUUUGAAGGUCGGUGAGGAGAAAAUCGACGGCGAUGUGAAGGUUAAAUCGGAUAACAAAAUGGAGCAGCGAGUAGAGGAGAAGAGCGAUGUGCAGAAAAUUGACGGCUCUGUGAAGAUUGAAACGAAGAACAAGCCUGAGCAGCAAGAAGAGAAGAAGAGCGAUGAGGAGAAAAUCAAUAGCGCUGUGAAGAUUGAAACGGAGAACAAGACUGAACAGCAAGAAGCGAAGAAGAGCGUUGAGGAGAAAAUCAGUAGCGCUGUGAAGAUUGAACCGGAGAUCAAGACAGAGCAGCAGGAAGAGAAGAAGAGCGUUGAGGAGAAAAUAAUCAGUAGCGCUGUGAAGAUUGAACCGGUGAACAAGACAGAGCAGCAGGAAGAGAAGAAGAGCGUUGAGGAGAAAAUAAUCAGUAGCGCUGUGAAGAUUGAACCGGUGAACAAGACAGAGCAGCAGGAAGAGAAGAAGAGCGUUGAGGAGAAAAUAAUCAGUAGCGCUGUGAAGAUUGAACCGGUGAACAAGACAGAGCAGCAGGAAGAGAAGAAGAGCGUUGAGGAGAAAAUAAUCAGUAGCGCUGUGAAGAUUGAACCGGUGAACAAGACAGAGCAGCAAGAAGAGAAGAAAAGCGAUGAGGAGAAAAUCAAUAGCGCUGUGAAUAUUGAAUCGAAAAACAAAACGGAGCAGCGAGAAGAGAAGAAGAACGGGGAGGAGAAAAUCAAUAGCGCUGUGAAGAUUGAACCGGAGAACAAAACGGAGCAGCGAGAAGAGAAGAAGAACGGGGAGGAGAAAAUCAAUAGCGCUGUGAAGAUUGAACCAGAGAACAAAACAGAUCAACGCGAGGAAAAGAAGAGCAAUGGCGAUGCGGCGGAGGUCCAGCAAGUGGAGAAGGAGGUAGCGAAAACAGAGAAGAAAAUAACCGGCGACGGCGAGAAGAAGGAGAAGGACGUCGUUAAUGGCGGUACUGUUGAAAAACAGGUGGCCGGCGAGACGAAAACAGAGAAGGACGCUGUUGUUAAGGGUGGUGGAAUCGAAGUAGAGCAGGGAGUUAAACCUGCCAAAGAGAAGCAAUUGGCCGGAGAAACGAAGGACGAGAAGAAGGAAGGCAGCAACAAUGGCGUCGUCGUCGUCGAACAAGUAAUCAAACCUGUUGAAGAACCGAAAAUUGGAGAAGGAGAAGGAGAGGCAGUGAAAGUGAAAGAAGCAGCAGAAGCACAAAGCUCAGGCAGUCCCCUUCCCACACAGGAGAAGACUGUGAAAGAUGCCAAUGAAAAUGCAGCUGAUUUGGCAGUGAAGGAAAAGAAAUAGAUGACCAAAAGUGGAAAAGAAACCGAUUGUUGAUGAUGUUGUAAAGAUCAUAAAAUGUUGAUCAUUUUUUAUUAUGUUAAUAACAACUCCUCUGCCUCCAAAUA